This is a messenger RNA of Scomber scombrus (Atlantic mackerel), 3561 nucleotides long. Its product is annotated as NLR family CARD domain-containing protein 3-like. Gene Ontology annotation, molecular function: protein binding. NCBI's taxonomy places the organism in Eukaryota, Metazoa, Chordata, Actinopteri, Scombriformes, Scombridae. The coding region runs from base 1 to 3561 and encodes 1186 amino acids. The record is from RefSeq and is a predicted model, not a curated record. The transcript has 12 exons.
AUGACCGAGCUUCUCACCCUGAGAGCCCAGUCACCCUACGGAGGAAGCUUAUUUCGGCCGCUUGCACCGACUGGGGCAGCCCUGGCGGAGUCCAACCCCCACCGGAAACGAGUCCGACUUACUACCAGCUAUGCGGACCAAGCUCUGACACCGGUCGUACAGGGAACGGACGGCCCGUAUCAGGGGGUCCGAUACCCCAUACUCCCGGAAAACCCCCCACAGGACUCCCAGAGGAACACGGUCGAAUGCCUUCUCCAACAGCGCACUGUCGCCACCAUACACAGUGUUGACGGUGCACUGCUCCCCCCUCCUGAACUGCGAAUGGUGGUCCAGAAGCCGUCUAUUCGAAGCCGUCUGGAAGUCGUUCUCCGUGGCCUUAACAAACUCCUCCCAUGUCCGGGUUUUUGCCUCAGCGACCGCCGCAGCUGCACUCCGCUUGGCCUGUCGAGGAAGUCCAGGCCACAGGAGCUGAAGAAAUCCCUCAGGAUGAAAGUUUUGUUCGCCAGGGAUCUAGCGUUCACCAAGCCAAUCCUGGUGGGAGCUGGGGCCUGUGGUCCGGUGGACCGCGCUGGGACACAGCGAGAGGAGGGAGCAAUCCAUGUCCUGUCCGAGAAAUGGACGAAGAGCGUGUCAGCCAGAGCUUCAACUUCACAGGCCGACCGCCGCGUUUACCGCGAACGGGAACGCUUCCGCCGAGAAGGCACCGACAACCUUACGGCCACAGCACCUGUCGGCCGCCUUGACAAUGGAGGCACGGACCAUGGCCCAAUCGGACUCAAUUUCCCCCACUUCCUCCGGUACAUGGAGAUCAGACAGAUUGAAACAGCAUCCAGGAAACCAGACAGACCAGAAACAACAAUCAGACAAGAAGACAUCUUUAAAACCUCACCUGGAAGAGAUGAACCAAUCAGAACAGUGAUGACAAAGGGAGUGGCUGGCAUUGGGAAAACAGUCUUAACACAGAAGUUCACUCUGGACUGGGCUGAAGACAAAGCCAACCAGGACAUACACUUCACAUUUCCAUUCACUUUCAGAGAGCUGAAUGUGCUGAAAGAGAAAAAGUACAGCUUGGUGGAACUUGUUCAUCACUUCUUUACUGAAACCAAAGAAGCAGGAAUCUGCAGGUUUGAAGAGUUCCAGGUUGUGUUCAUCUUUGACGGUCUGGAUGAGUGUCGACUUCCUCUGGACUUCCACAACACUGAGAUCCUGACUGAUGUUACAGAGUCCACCUCAGUGGAUGUGCUGCUGACAAACCUCAUCAGGGGGAAACUGCUUCCCUCUGCUCGCCUCUGGAUAACCACACGACCUGCAGCAGCCAAUCAGAUCCCUCCUGAGUGUGUCGACAUGGUGACAGAGGUCAGAGGGUUCACUGACCCACAGAAGGAAGAGUACUUCAGGAAGAGAUUCAAAGAUGAGGAGCAGGCCAGCACCAUCAUCUCCCACAUCAAGACAUCACGAAGCCUCCACAUCAUGUGCCACAUCCCAGUCUUCUGCUGGAUCACUGCUACAGUUCUGGAGGAUGUGUUGAAAAGCAGAGAGGGAGGAGAGCUGCCCAAGACCCUGACUGAGAUGUACAUCCACUUCCUGGUGGUUCAGUCCAAACUGAAGAACAUCAAGUAUGAUGGAGGAGCUGAGACAGAUCCACACUGGAGUCCAGAGAACAGGAAGAUGAUUGAGUCUCUGGGAAAACUGGCUUUUGAGCAGCUGCAGAAAGGCAACCUGAUCUUCUAUGAAUCAGACCUGACAGAGUGUGGCAUCGAUAUCAGAGCAGCCUCAGUGUACUCAGGAAUGUUCACACAAGUCUUUAAAGAGGAGAGAGGGCUGUACCAGGACAAGGUGUUCUGCUUCGUCCAUCUGAGCCUUCAGGAGUUUCUGGCUGCUCUUCAUGUCCACCUGACAUUCAUCGAGUCUGGAGUCAAUCUGCUGGCAGAAGAACAAACAACAUCCUGGUGGCCUGAAGUGUUCAGAGACAAAUCAACACGUUUCUACCAGAGUGCUGUGGACGAGGCCUUAAAGAGUCCAAAUGGACACCUGGACUUGUUCCUCCGCUUCCUCCUGGGUCUUUCACUGCAGACCAAUCAGACUCUCCUACGAGGUCUGCUGACAGGAAGUAACUCACAGACCAAUGAGAAAACAGUCGAUUACAUCAAGAAGAAGCUCAGUGAGAAUGUGUCUGCAGAGAGAAGCAUCAAUCUGUUCCACUGUCUGAAUGAACUGAAGGAUCGUUCUCUAGUGGAGGAGAUCCAACAGUACCUGAGAUCAGGAAGUCUCUCCACAGAUAAACUGUCUCCUGCUCAGUGGUCAGCUCUGGUCUUCAUCUUACUGUCAUCAGAAAAAGAUCUGGACGUGUUUGACCUGAAGAAAUACUCUGCUUCAGAGGAGGCUCUUCUGAGUCUGCUGCCAGUGGUCAAAGCAUCCAACAAAGCUCUGUUGAGUGACUGUAACCUCUCAGAGAGAAGCUGUGCAGCUCUGUCCUCAGUUCUCAGCUCCCAGUCCUCUAGUCUGAGAGAUCUGGACCUGAGUAACAACAACCUGCAGGAUUCAGGAGUGAAGCAGCUUUCUGCUGGACUGAAGAGUCCACACUGUGGACUGGAAACCCUCAGGUUUAGUGUCUGUAACCUCUCAAAGAGAAGCUGUGCAGCUCUGUCCUCAGUUCUCAGCUCCCAGUCCUCUAGUCUGAGAGAUCUGGACCUGAGUAACAACGACUUGCAGGAUUCAGGAGUGAAGCAGCUUUCUGCUGGACUGGAGAGUCCACACUGUGGACUGGAAACUCUCAGUCUGUCAGGAUGUCUGAUCACAGAGGAAGGCUGUGCUUCUCUGGCCUCAGCUCUGAGCUCCAACCCCUCCCAUCUGAGAGAGCUGGACCUGAGCUACAAUCAUCCAGGAGAGUCAGGAGAGAAGCUUCUCUCUGCUGGACUGAAGGAUCCACACUGGAGACUGGACACUCUCAGGAUUGACCAUGGUGGACUGCAGAGACUGAAACCUGGUCUGAGGAAGUAUGCCUGUGAACUGGAACUGGAUCCAAACACAAUGCACACAAACCUCAAACUGUCUGACAACAACAGGAAGGUGACAUUUGUGGAGGAGGAUCAGUCAUAUCCUGAUCAUCCAGACAGAUUUGACUCCUGGUCUCAGCUGCUGUGUAGCAAUGUUCUGACUGGUCGCUGUUACUGGGAGGUCGAGUGGAGAGGAGAGGCUUAUAUAUCAGUGAGCUACAGAAGAAUCAGAAGGAGAGGAGGCAGUGUUGACUGUUUGCUUGGAUAUAAUGAUCAGUCCUGGAGUCUGUUUUGCUCUGAUGGUCAUUACUCUGUCUGGCACAAUAAGAGAGAAACACCCAUCUCCUCCUCCUCCUCCCCCUCCUCCUCCUGCUCCUCCUCCUCCUCCUCCUCUGUCUCUAACAGAGUAGCAGUGUAUGUGGACUGUCCUGCUGGCACUCUGUCCUUCUACAGAGUCUCCUCUGACACACUGAUCCACCUCCACACCUUCAACACCACAUUCACUGAACCUCUGUAUGCUGGGUUUUGGGUCUGUCCUGGUUCAGUCUCUCUGUGUCCUCUGUAG